UCACAGUCGGACAAGUGAAUCCAACAACCAAAGUCCGUUCCUGUCGUCCUUUUUCCACGUCGCAUACUCAAAUGGUCAAUCCAGCCCGUGGAUCUGCUCUUCGCCAUUCACAGCGCAGUCAACAUGCCGGAGCUUUGCAUAGUUAUCCACCGAUAAUUUCUCCGCAGAGCUGCCCCGCGGUGGAUGAGGGACAGCUGUUCUCCUGUUUAUAUACAGCUCUACGCAGUCUUUCAACUUGAUUUCUCCUGCUCAUACACAAUUUAGUGAGCUAGCAACAUGGCCAAACCCGGAAAUGAAAUCCACCGCGCCUGGUGGAAAGAAUGCUCCGUCUACCAGAUCUGGCCCGCAUCCUACAGAGACUCCAACGAUGACGGCAUUGGAGAUAUCCCCGGUAUCAUCUCCAAGCUCGACUACAUCAAGAACCUGGGCGUGGACAUUGUCUGGCUGUGUCCGUCGUACAAGUCACCUCAGGUGGACAUGGGAUAUGACAUUGCCGACUACUACAGCAUUGCCGAUGAGUACGGUACGGUCGCCGAUGUUGAGAAAUUGAUCCAGGGGUGCCAUGAGAGGGGGAUGAAGCUUCUUAUGGACCUUGUGGUGAACCAUACGAGUGAUCAGAUUGAGUGGUUUAAGAAGUCUAGGAGCUCGAAGGAUAAUGAGUAUCGGAAUUGGUAUGUCUGGAAGGCUCCUAGGUUCGAUGAACAGGGCAACCGACACCCGCCCAACAAUUGGAUGUCGCAUUUCCAAGGCAGCGCCUGGCAAUACGACGAAUUGACGGGCGAAUACUACCUCCACCUAUACGCCACCGAGCAACCAGACCUCAACUGGGAACACCCACCCGUCCGCGAUGCCGUCCACGAUAUCAUGCGUUUCUGGCUUGACAAGGGAGCUGAUGGAUUCCGAAUGGACGUCAUCAACUUCGUCAGCAAGGACCAACGCUUCCCAGACGUUCCCGUCAAGGAUCCACGGACCCCUUGGCAAUGGGCAGACAAAUACUAUGCCAACGGACCACGAUUGCACGAAUACCUACAGGGAGUGGGUGAUAUCCUCAAGAAAUAUGAUGCAUUCAGCGUGGGCGAGAUGCCGUUUGUCAAGGACACAAACGAAGUGCUGAAGGCCGUGCGGUACGACCGCAACGAAAUCAACAUGAUCUUCAAUUUCGAACAUGUCGAUAUCGACCACGGAACGUACGAUAAGUUCGAGCCUGGAAGCUGGAAACUCACAGACCUAAAGGAAUUCUUCGAGCGCUGGCAAACUUUCAUGUACGACAACGGCGGCUGGAAUGCCCUAUACUGGGAGAACCACGACCAACCCCGUUCAAUCGACCGGUACACAAACGCCAAAGAAGAGCACCGCGUUAUCUCAUCCAAGAUGCUGGCCACAGCUCUGGCACUACACGGAGGCACGCCGUUCGUGUACCAGGGCCAAGAAAUCGGCAUGCGAAACAUCCCUCCGUCCUGGGGUAUGGAAGAGUACAAGGACAUCGACUGCCUGAAUCACUGGAACCCACUCGUCCGCAACCGCCCCUCCGACACAAAUGCACAAACCAUCGCCCGACAGGAAUACCAGAAGAAAUCCCGCGACAACGCCCGCACGCCCGUGCAAUGGACAUCCGCACCUAACGGCGGCUUCACCGGGCCCAACACCAAACCCUGGAUGUCCGUCAACCCGAACUACACCAGCGUCAACGCGGAAACCCAAAUCAACGACCCCAAUUCCACCUACACAUUCUGGGGUCGCGUGCUGGGCCUCCGCAAGAAGUACCUCGACAUCUUCGUGUACGGAAACUACACCCUUGUUGACCGGGAUAGUCAAGAGAUAUUCGCGUUCACGAGACAGUAUGACGACCAGAAGGCGAUUGUUGUGUGUAACUGGACGGAGACAGCGAGGGAGUGGGAUGCGAAGGCGAACGGGAUUGAGGAUGUGAAGGAGGUUAUUCUGGAUAAUUGGGAGGGGGUGCAGGAGACUGCUCAGCGACUUGAGGGAGGGAAGUGGUCGUUGAAGCCGUAUGAGGCCGUUGUUGCUCUUCUGUAGCUGUGCUGCCUCUAUACAUAGUUUAGUAUGGGAGCGUCAUAUCAGCCCCACCUGAUAAGCAUAUCAAUUCACCCCUCAACAGUUGCAAUUAACAUCCUCUUUCCCUUUCUCUCUUCCUUUAC
Molecule: messenger RNA, 2156 nt
Organism: Aspergillus glaucus CBS 516.65
Lineage: Eukaryota; Fungi; Ascomycota; Eurotiomycetes; Eurotiales; Aspergillaceae
Product: glycoside hydrolase family 13 protein
Exons: 2
Coding region: 277-2034 (585 amino acids)
Biological process (GO): oligosaccharide catabolic process
Molecular function (GO): alpha-amylase activity
Source: RefSeq, a predicted model, not a curated record